This is a messenger RNA of Carcharodon carcharias (great white shark), 12541 nucleotides long. It is a transcript of the gene chd9, whose product is annotated as chromodomain helicase DNA binding protein 9. Gene Ontology annotation, molecular function: ATP binding; ATP-dependent chromatin remodeler activity; protein binding. The record is from RefSeq and is a predicted model, not a curated record. The transcript has 39 exons. NCBI's taxonomy places the organism in Eukaryota, Metazoa, Chordata, Chondrichthyes, Lamniformes, Lamnidae. The coding region runs from base 525 to 9422 and encodes 2965 amino acids.
UUCCCGGGACUUGGAGCAGCGGCGGCCCCCGCCGUGCCGUCUCCCCAAGGCCAACCCAACAACUCUUUCUAAUAAAGCAGCCGUGUCGGCGCUGACCCCGAAAGCAGCCAGUGUCCAAUCAGAAAACAAAAAAGAAAUAUGCAAAUGAAAUGUAUCACGUUAGUCGGAGCGCUGAGGUCGACUCCGUACUAAAACUUCGCAAAUAAUCAUUCUUCAUAAAUACUUCCUUUAGAGCCGGCCUUUUCUCUGCUUGUGGAUCUAGUAUAGCUGCUGCAUUCUCCUAGAUUACUCUGUGGCAACAAAGAGACCUUUACUAUUAGCACUUCAACUGAAAGUACUUCAACUGAAAGACUUUCUAGUUGCUGCAUGGCAGAGGUAUCUGCGUGAAUUAAGUGGAUAGAAAGUGACAUGCUGUGGAUUAGCCGUUGAACGGUUUAAGAAGUUUAACCGCCCACUGCAGAACAGCUGAAGUCAGCUCAGUUGAGCAAACUGUUGAUUACUGUUGAGCAGUUACAUGCAGCAAGAUGACUGAUCCCAUCAUGGAUUUUUUGGAUGACGCCAAUUUGUUUGGUGGAGGAUUGGAAGGCUUGACGGAUGAUGGCUUUUCGCAAGCAGGACCAGUUUCAUUGGUUGAUGAACUAAACCUAAGUGCAGAUUUUGAACCUCUGCAGGUUGAGUCAUUGCACCAUGUACCAGAGACACAGGCACCCGAAAAAAUUAACUUCGAGCAGUUACAGACGUUUGAUUCACUGAAACUUCAUCAAGUGAACCAGCCGUUUAACUUGGUGGGCAGUGGUACUGAGACCAGUGUACUGUCCCCACAUUCCCAGUUUCAUUGUUCACCAGAUCAUCAGCAAAAUCAGGCAAAUGGGCUGUUCCCUUCUGCCCAUAAUGAUAGUAGUGGCCAAUCAUUUGUGGAUGGAAGCCCAAUGUGGGGUCACCAAAGCCCCAUUUCAAAUCAGAAUGGAUCACCAUUCCAUACCUUGCAAGCACAUUCACAGUCCAUAACCCCUUUUUUAACGCAUCAUGAUUUUCCUCUGCAUCAGUCCAGCCCGCAGCAGCAACAACCUGCAUCAGUGCAACCUCAGCAGAAUAUGAAUCAUUUCACUACAGGUCAGAAAGCUCUAAAUCAAGGCAAUCAAUUCAUGGGCGCCCAUGGAUCAACUUCAUCUCGUAUGACUCCAAUGGGCCAACCAACCACAACUGUAAGUUCAUCCACUCAACAACAUGCUGCUUCAGUGCAACAGUUUAACCAACCAACAACAACUCUGCCCAUGAAUCCAGUGCAUCCUAUUCGAUUCACUAGUAGUACCAACCACACUAGUGUACAUCAAAAUGUGAACUUCUCAAACUCAUCAGGAGACAUGACCCCUUGUUCCAUUAAUAAUUCAACCCAGUUUACUCCUCGGUAUUCCUACCCUAAUAACAAUCUAGCUAAUGGCAACAAUUUGACAUCUACUGCAAUCCUUUCAACUCAUCAGGUAACCCAGGCCAUGACUGGCUUCCCUGGGGGUGAAGCAUUCACAGUGCCGGCAGGGACCAACCAGGAACCAGCACAAAACGCGCUCAAUCCCAACAGUCCUGCUAAACAAAAGGUUCUCCAGUCUAUCCAUUCUGUAAGCACUCAGGGAAACUUCAGUCCUUCAAGUAUGCCCUCUGUUCAAACUGGUGUGCCAAUAACAAGCAACCCGGCUUCUCAGGUGAGACUUUCUAACACAUCAAGUCAAAGGAAACCAACUGGCUUUUCAUCUCUUCAGGGAAAUCCACUUUCACAGUCUCAGACACAUCCAUUGACCAGGAUGAAUACAGAUGAUGUUUUUCAGGGGCAGCUGUUAGCAACUUUUGGCCAAAGGGAUUCGUCCCCUGUUCCAAGAUCAAUGGCUCCACGGCAGUUGCAACAGCAGCAUCCAAACAUGCAACAAAAGAUGGUUAUUCAACAGCAAGUGCAUCAAGAACCAGCUACUGUUAGUCACACACACACUCAGCGUUGGCAGCCAUCAAUAACUAGCCAGCAUCGGCAGAUGAAGGGAUCAAUGCAGUUGACUUUGCAACGGCAGCCUCCUUCCUCUCAGACCACCAUUGAUAGUCCACAAACAACACAAAUUGUCAAAUUACAGAAUGCACAGCUGAUGACUGGAAACAAACAGCUAAGAAAGAAGGAAAUGCAGAACAAGCAGGAGAAAGCUAAUCGCAUCAUAUCGGAAGCAAUCGCUAAGGCUAAGGCACGUGGGGAGCAGAAUAUCCCCCGAGUGGUAAACCCAGCCUGUUUAUCCACUGGGUCUGCUCGAAAGGAAGAAAGGAAGUCCAGCAAGUGCAAAACAAAACAAAAAGAUAAAGAGUCAAAGAAGUCUAGAGCUGGUUUAUGUUCUAAGUCAAAGGAUAGAACGAAAAUAAACAAAAUCAUAAUCACACUGGGGAAAAAAAGGAAGAAUGAUUCAUCAGAAGACGGGUCGGAUACCGAACAGAUUCCCACACCAUCAAUAAAGAAAGAACCCAUCUCUGGAUGUCAAAAGAGACGAUCGAACAGACAAGUAAAAAGAAAGAAAUAUAACGAAGACACUGGGAUGAAGAUUUCAGAUGAAGAUGAUGGGGUAACUGCUAAAGGGAAAGCCAGGGCUGGUGCUGUUCUACCUGCUGAGCAACCUGUGCAGUUAUUUGUGGAAAACCCUAGUGAAGAAGAUGCUGCAAUUGUAGACAAAGUUAUGGCUUCAAGAUUAGUUAAAAAAGAGGUAGCCAUGGGACAUAUGGCUGAUGUUGAAGAGUUCUUUGUUAAGUACAAAAACUACUCAUAUCUGCAUUGUGAAUGGGCCACAGAAGCACAGUUGAUGAAAGACAAAAGGAUACAUCAGAAAGUGAACCGCUUCAAGAUUAAACAGGCACAGAGAGGCCAUUUCUUUGCAGCUAUGGACGACGAGCCUUUUAAUCCAGACUAUGUUGAAGUGGACAGAAUAUUGGAAUACUCAUGUUGUGAGGACACUGAUACUGGAGAGGCUGUUGUUUAUUAUUUGGUUAAAUGGUGUUCAUUGCCGUAUGAGGAUAGUACCUGGGAGCUUAGAGAAGAUGUAGAUCAAGGAAAGAUUGAGGAGUUUGAACGACUGCAGCAAGCAAAGCCUUCCCUGAAGCGUAUGGAACGACCUCCUGCCACUGCUUGGAAGAAGCUUGGGCAAUCCAGGGAAUACAAGAUUGGUAACAAGCUCAGGGAGUACCAGUUGGAAGGUGUCAAUUGGCUUCUUUUCAACUGGUAUAACAGGCAGAACUGCAUUCUUGCUGAUGAAAUGGGUUUAGGCAAGACCAUCCAGUCUAUUACAUUCCUUGACGAAAUUUAUCUGACUGGCAUCCAUGGCCCUUUUCUCAUCAUUGCGCCUUUGUCUACAAUUGCAAACUGGGAGAGAGAAUUUCGCACAUGGACAGACCUGAACGUCAUCGUUUAUCAUGGCAGUAUGAUCAGCAGACAGAUGAUUCAACAGUAUGAAAUGUACUUCCGGGACUCAGAGGGCCGGAUCCUUCGGGGAACAUACAGGUUCCAUGCUAUGAUAACUACUUUUGAGAUGAUCCUGGGUGGCUGUCCGGAGCUGAAUGUAAUUGAGUGGCGAUGUGUGAUUAUUGAUGAGGCCCAUAGACUGAAGAAUAAAAAUUGCAAACUGCUGGAGGGAUUGAAAAUCAUGAAUCUGGAACACAAGGUGCUGCUUACAGGAACUCCUCUGCAGAACACCGUGGAGGAAUUGUUCAGUUUGCUUCACUUCUUGGAACCCUUACGUUUUUCGUCAGAAACCACAUUCAUGCAGGAAUUUGGAGACCUAAAGAGUGAAGCACAGGUGCAAAAGCUUCAGGCGAUAUUGAAACCCAUGAUGUUGCGGCGUCUAAAGGAGGAUGUGGAAAAGAAGCUUGCUCCUAAAGAGGAGACUAUUAUUGAAGUAGAAUUAACCAAUAUUCAGAAGAAAUACUAUCGUGCAAUCCUGGAAAGAAACUUUGCCUUCUUAUCCAAAGGAGCUGGUCAGGCAAAUGUGCCUAACCUAGUAAACACCAUGAUGGAGCUCAGGAAAUGCUGUAAUCAUCCAUAUCUUAUAAAAGGUGCUGAAGAAAAGAUUCUAGGAGAGUUCAGAGAGAUGCACAGUCCAGUUGCUCCAGUCUUUCAUCUGCAAGCAAUGAUUCAGUCAUCCGGUAAACUAGUCUUAAUUGACAAGCUGCUCCCAAAGAUGAAAGCCGGUGGUCACAAAGUUCUUAUCUUCUCCCAGAUGGUGCGCUGCCUUGACAUACUUGAGGACUAUCUUAUUCAAAAGAGAUACCCAUAUGAGCGUAUUGAUGGGAGAGUUCGGGGAAACUUGCGACAAGCAGCAAUUGACCGAUUUAGCAAGCCUGAUUCUGACCGCUUUGUGUUCUUACUGUGCACAAGAGCUGGUGGUUUAGGCAUCAAUCUAACUGCAGCAGAUACUUGUAUCAUUUUUGAUUCAGACUGGAAUCCACAGAACGACCUUCAGGCUCAAGCUCGAUGUCACAGGAUUGGUCAGAACAAAGCCGUGAAAGUUUACAGGCUAAUAACUCGGAACUCAUAUGAACGGGAGAUGUUUGACAAAGCGAGUCUGAAGUUGGGUCUUGACAAAGCUGUGCUGCAGAGUAUGAACGGGCGAGAAAACAGUGUUGGAGGGAUGCAGCAAAUGUCCAAGAAAGAAAUUGAAGACCUGCUUCGCCGAGGUGCCUAUGGUGCAAUAAUGGAUGAAGAAGAUGAGGGUUCUAAAUUUUGUGAGGAAGACAUUGAUCAGAUUCUCAUGCGACGGACAAAAACCAUUACUAUUGAAUCUGAAGGAAGAGGUUCGACAUUUGCAAAGGCAAGUUUUGUUGCAUCAGGCAACAGAAGUGACAUUGCUUUGGAUGAUCCUAACUUCUGGCAGAAAUGGGCAAAAAAGGCAGAAAUUGACCUUGAAGCCAUACAUGGAAGGAACAGCUUAGUGAUUGACACUCCAAGAGUAAGGAAACAAACCAGGCCUUACAAUGCUGCUAAAGAUGAGUUGGCGGAAUUAUCAGAGGCAGAGAGUGAUGGGGAGGAUAGACCUAAACUACGCAGGCCAUAUGACCGAUGCCAUGCAUAUGGAAGAACAGAGUGCUUCAGAAUUGAGAAGAACCUGCUAAUUUAUGGGUGGGACCGCUGGAAAGACAUUCUAUCACAUGGACGGUUUAAGAGACGGCUAGUGGAACAAGAUGUGGAAACAAUUUGUCGUGCACUCUUAGUAUACUGCCUUGCUCACUACAGAGGAGAUGAAAAGAUAAAGAGUUUUAUCUGGGACCUCAUUACCCCAACAGAGGAUGGACAGACAAAGGAACUGCAAAACCAUCUGGGUUUGUCUGCACCAGUCCCAAGGGGCCGGAAAGGGAAGAAGGUGAAGAUCCAGGGAAGUACAUUUGACAUGCAGAAGGCUGAGUGGCUCAGGAAAUAUAACCCAGAACACCUGCUCCAGGAUGAUGGCUACAAAAAACAUUUAAAACAUCACUGCAAUAAGGUGCUUUUGCGAGUAAGAAUGUUGUAUUAUCUGAAGCAAGAAGUAAUUGGUGACCAGUUGGAAAAGGUGCUUGAUGGAGUAGAUGCUAGUGAAAUUGACAUUUGGGUCCCUGAGCCUGAACAGUCUGAGAUCCCUGCUGAGUGGUGGGAUGUGGAUGCUGACAAAUCGCUGCUCAUUGGAGUCUUCAAACAUGGUUAUGAAAAGUACAAUACAAUGAGAAAUGACCCUGCACUCUGUUUCCUAGAAAGAGUUGGCAAACCUGAUGAGAAAGCCAUUGCAGCAGAACAGAGGGGAAAUGAUACCUUUGCCGAUGGUGCAGAGGGGUACGGUUACUCUCAAUCAACAUGGGAUGGUGAAGAUCCAGAAUAUAAACCAACUCAACCAUUAUUCAAGGAUGAAAUGGAGGAUGCUGCAUCUUCUCCUGGGGAUCUAAUAAUUACAGACGGCCCUUUGGGGGAAGGUGAUCUGCUGUAUUGGCCAACGGCAUCUGCUUUAACAACACGCCUGCGUCGACUUGUAACCGCUUAUCAGCGCAGUAAUAAGAGAGAGCAGGUUAAACAGGAAGCGCAAACAAAAGGAGAUAGGAGAAGACGGCUUUGUGCUGACACUGUAAAAGCAAAGGAGGCUGCUAAAAUCGAGAAGCAGCAAAGGUGGACCAGGCGAGAAGAAGCUGAUUUUUACAGAGUUGUGUCUACUUUUGGUGUUGUUUAUGAUCCAGACAAGCAAAAAUUUGACUGGACCAAAUUCCGAGCUAUUGCCAGGCUGAAUAAGAAGACAGAUGAGAGUCUGCAGAAGUAUCUAUACGCUUUCAUUGCCAUGUGUCGAAGAGUUUGCCGCCUACCACCCAAAGAGAAAGAAGAGCUUCUCGAUCCACCCAUUUUCAUACAACCUAUUACAGAAGAACGUGCUUCCAGGACACUUUAUCGGAUUGAGCUGCUCCGGAAAGUGCGAGAGCAAGUUCUUCGCCAUCCGCAACUUGACGAGCGGUUAAAGUUGUGCCAACCAGGCCCAGACCUGCCGGAGUGGUGGGAGAGUGGGAAGCAUGACAAGGAAUUGCUUACUGGAGCAGCCAAGCAUGGUGUCAGCAAGACUGAUUAUCACAUUUUCUGUGAUUCGGAGCUUUCCUUCAUGAUGGCUCAAAGAAACUACAGCCAGAACAAAGUUACACAAUCCAGGAGUUCCACGCCACUCUUGCACCAUCAGUAUCCAUCUUCAUCCUCACCUCUCCAUUUACCAUCUAAGCUGCAAGAUAGGAAAAGUCAGUCCGAGACUGAAACUGUAAAGUGUGAAAGGACAGCAGUUGUAAAAAAGGAGCCACGUUCAUCUGAUGACGAAGAUGCAACGCACACUGAGAUUAAGAGUAAAGUGAAAUCAGAACAUUGGAGUGCUGUGGGUGGUUUUCAAUUGCAGAAUAGAUUAGACAAGAAGACUGGCAUUAAAUUGGACCCAGAUCCAGAUGGAUGUAUGGUUGCAGCGAGAACUCAACCCCUUACACCAAACUCUGUACUCAACAAACGAAAAGCAAACAGAGAAUGUUCUGAUUCUAGCUCCGAUUCAGACUCUGAUUCAGACAAUUCUUCUUCAUCAUCACCUUCAUCAUCAUCGUCGUCAUCAUCCUCAUCACAAUCUUCAUCGUCCUCCUCAUCCUCGUCAUCCUCUUCCUCUUCCUCCUCAUCCUCCUCGUCAUCGUCGUCGUCCUCGUCUUCCUCGUCAUCCUCUUCUGAUGAUAGUGACAGCGAUGAUAAACAGACCACUGCAGGUUGCACAGCACCACAGCACUUGAAGACCUAUGAUGAAGAUAGUGUAGCAUCUCUCAGUAUUACACAUGAUGAGACACAGGACAGCUUUCUACCAGAUAGUGGAAAGCCUGAUAGUCACUUCCUCCAAGAAAGACAUAGGUUUGCUGCCUCCUGCUGGCCAAAGGACCGCGUAAUGAUCAACAGAAUUGAUAGCAUAUGCCAUGCAGUGUUGAAAGGAAAUUGGAUUCCAUCAAGAAGAAGUUACGAUUACAAUGCUGUGACCUCAUCUUACACAACAAAACUGCUCGAUAGCCCUUCAGCCAUGGGAAAUUUCAGUGAUUCCACUAUUAUAACAUCAGGAAGCCAGGGUGUUAAAGAAGAUAAUUCUCUUUUGUCGCAGUUCACAAAGGUGAAGAAGCAUGUGCGAGAAAAGGAGUUUACAGUGAAAAUCAAUGACGAAGGUGGAUUGAAGUUAACUUUUCAGAAGCAAAGGCUCAGUCAGAAGAGAGCACUUGAGGCUGAAGAAGGAACUUCAGAUCAGCAGCAAUACAUGGCACGGCUGCAUGAUUUAUAUUCUGCUUCUGACAGCAGCCAGGAGUUGGCUGUGGACCUCUCCAAAUCUUUACUGGGUGCUGGGAGCUCCAACUCUUUGUCAUCCUCAGUAUUAUUCAAUGCCAAUUUACCUGGCAACGCCUCCACAGUGAUCUCUGAUCCUAAAUCAGCAUUAGCAGGUACUUCACAACAGGUAUCAAGACACUGUACAAAUGGGAUCCUAUUGGAUGGCCAACCAAUUGUUAAAAAGAGAAGAGGAAGGAAAAAGAAUGUGGAAGGAAUAGACAUCCUCUUUAUGAACAGGAGCAAAUCAAUACAACCGGUUAAUGUUGAGUUAACCAACAAACAAACAGCUUUCAGUCUAUCUCAAGGACAACUUGAUGUUGAAAGUCAUGUUUCGGUUAUUAACGUGAAAAAUGGCGCAAGACUCACAGGGGAUGAUGCUCCAAAAAGAAAAGAUUUAGAGGAGUGGCUCAAGGACCACCCAGACUAUGUGGCAGAUGUGUCAUCGCGUGUUCCAAAAAUUGUUAAACCUGAGAUUUUGGGUGAUCGGCCAAAGCAAAAAAGACAUCGGUGCAGAAACCCUAACAAAAUAGAUGUCAAAAGUCUGACUGGAGAAGAACGUGUGCCUGUUAUAAAUAGAAGAAAUGCCAAAAAGGUGGGUGGUUCACUAGCUCCUCCAAUCAAAGACCUGGAGAGGUGGCUGCUGGAAAAUCCAGAUUUUGGAAUUGCGCCAGAAUGGGCAAAUGUAGUAAAGCAGUCGGGGUAUUUACCAGAAAACAUGUUUGACCGCAUUCUCACAGGACCUGUUGUGCGCGAGGAGGUUAGUCGAAGAGGCAGACGCCCAAAAAGUGAGCUCACCAAAGCUGCUGCUGCGGCUGCUGCAGCCAUGACUGUUAAUCCCUUAGUCGCCAAUGGCCUUCUAGCUGGGAUGGACUUAAACAGCCUCCAAAGCUUGCAGCAGAAUCUCCAGAAUUUACAAUCUUUACAACUGACAGCUGGAUUAAUGGGAUUCCCUGCAGGCAUUCCAUCUGCAGGAGGAGAUGCUAAAUCCCUGGCGUCAAUGUUUCCUAUGAUGCAUUCUAGUAUGGCAGGGUUACCAAAUAUAUUUGGUAUGGGAGAAUUACUGAAUAAACCUUCAGAGACUGGUCCCAAGGAUAGAAAGGGAAAUAGCACUAUAGAUUCCUUCAAGCCAACAGAUGGGACAAAUGAAAGGACAGAGAAACAAAAUAUGGAUGUUUGUAGUGAAAUCUCUGUGUCAAGUUCUGCUACAUCUUCUCCUAAGAAGCUUACGCCAACCACAAGUGCUUCUGCCUCAGCAACAUCCAGCAGUCCUCUGGCUAUUAAUCCACUGUUGUUGUCCAGUAUGCUUUACCCAGGCAUUCUACUCUCUCCAGGCCUUAACAUACCUAUCCCAGGUUUUCCUCAGACUAAUAUCUUUGAUGUACAGACUAAUAGGAAUACAAAUGUAACCAUGCCCAAGCCUACAAAGGAGACAGCAGAACAUCACGAGAGAACAGAACAGAAUUCUUCACAUGAAAACAGUGGAGACGAUGCAUCUGAGAAAGCAGCAUCGUUGUCCACGAGUGAAGACACAACUCAACCAGAUGAUUCAGAUUCCAGUGAAGAAGACUGAACCUGAAAUAAUAUAUUUAAUCUUACACUGGAACAGCUUUAUUGGUAGUAUAAAUGGUUCAUUUGUAAAUAGCCCAGUGAUGAUUUGGAAAAAAUACUCAUCUGUGAUUAACUGAAAGAAUUUCAGUAUCUGUUUAAAGGUACAACGUAUUUAAUGGUACCUUGCAUGUAAAGUUGUUUUGGGAGGCUAACAAAAUCCAUGUGUGCUAUCAGUUGUAACAAAUACUGAAGCAUCACAGUGCUAGUUGUUAAUUUUUUUAGGGGAUUAAUUUUAAUAAAAGAAAUAUGCACCAUGAGAGCCGUAUAUUUAAUAUAUUUGGUGUGAACUAGGGAAAAUGAGAAUACCUUUAUGCAUAUCAUAUUAACUUACUGUAUAUAAAUCCACAAACUCCUUGACACUCAUUUCAGUACUCAGAUCAAACUGCAGGAGACACAGCAAUAACCCUGGCAGCUAAUGAAUGUCAUUAAAACUGUAGAAUAUACAUCUUGAUAAUGCAACAUGGCAACAGUCGAAAUGGAAGUUUGCAUUUUAUUGCUAAAGUGUUGUGAUGCACUGUCAGUUUUAAAAUUCAGGUACACUUCUGAGUUAUUUGGAAGAUUUUUUUUUCCCAAUCAGCCAUAAAACUGGCUAUUUAUUUAUUACCUCAGCUGUGCUAGUUUAGAAGGUUUACAGAAGUAGUUUCUAUAAUAUUCGCUUUGUUCGCAGUUUGCAAGAUGUCUCAUUUAUUACAUUACGUAGCUGGUUGUAGUGAGUGCUUUCACCUUGCAUGUGUUCUUUCUCUGCAAGUGAUUAAAAGGGGCAAGGUGUCAUGGGAAGUCAAAUUGAUAUGUGCAGUAUAUUCUGCCUGGUCAUUCAUUUCAUGGGAAUGAUUAGUUGGUGUCUCAACAUAGGCAGCAGAAAUAGGAAUAGUGUCCAGAAAGGAUACUUUGAAUCUGAUUUACAUUAUCUAGCUUCUUCUUUGUGAAUACAUAAGGAGCUAUUCAGUAAAUUAAAAUACACAAUGCAUUCCUGCCAAAAAUCACUAUAGGAAUUGAUGAAAUAAAAGUAUACAAUUAGAAGAGGGAGUGAUGCAUUUUAUUCUACAGUUUUCAGUGUUUAUUAUCACUGCAGAGCAGUGUGCGAGUUCGCUGCAUUGGAAAAUAUAAUUGUUUCCGCUGCAGUGAAAUAUUGUUUGGCACGCAUUAUCAUCUUUCCAUAGGAACCAUGCCAACCUCUAUUUGGAAAGGGCUGUGGGUACAGUGCUGAUCCAAUUUAAAUUUAGGUCCCCAGCAACUAUUACCUUCCAGCGUCAUACCAAUCAAUGCUGAACAGCAGUUUUACGUUGGGCAUUCAGUACUGAAUUUGAGAAUUAACCAGAAGUCUCCCGACAUAAGAAGCUCAUCAGGUACUAACAGAAUAGAGCACUAUUGACUGGAUGCAUUGCAGAAUUAUCUUACUUGUGAAUUGACUGUAUAUUUCUGUUUGUUACACUAACAUAACGUAAAUGCACAGUAAUUUUAAUUUAAUACAAGGUAUUCCUCUCCGCUGUCAGUAAUUAGACUGGAAAAAUCGUCGUCAAAAGCUGGUGUUAAAUUAUUGCAAAGCAGUGUUACAUGCACAAGUACCCACACGCUAGAAGCAAAGGCAAUUAAUGCUAUUUGCAGUAUUGAGAAUUUAUAUUGAUUUCACAGUUAGAAAUGUAUUUAGAGACAACAGUUUACAAAGAGAGGUUUAAUAUGCAGUCACUUUUUUAAAGCUGUUGUAUCCCACUUUUUGCUUGUUUUCAUAGACCAAUUCCAUACCCACCAAAAACAAAGUACAAUGCCCAAUUUUGCUGUGCAGUGUAUAGGUAUAAACUGAAUAUUUUUUAAAUACAUGAAAGGGGGACAAAUGAAACAGCACAGAAACAAAUUAAUUUUGAACUUGUUCUUCUGGGUUACUUGAUGAGCUUGAAGUCUGAUCCUUAAUGUGUACAGAAUUUAACAGAUUAUAUUUCACCGAAAAUUUGACAAGGUUUGGUUGUGUUGCAAGUAUUUCUGCUAGAAAAUUGGCAUUGUUAUACACCCAACAAAAUUCCAUUAUUCUAAACAGGGCAAGUUUUAACAUUUUUGACAAAAACAUAUAUUCGAUCCACUGCUUUUGAGCAUUUUUUAAUCCAACAGAUGCAAGAAUCACUUUGAAAACAGUUGCAACCUCCAAGUAAUUACAGUACUGAUUUUAAUAUUCAAGUCAACAAUGAAUGAUAUUUUGAAGACUGGAAUAUGUGUAGGAUGGUAUUUGGAUUUUUCAAACGCAGUUUGUAGAUGCCACCUAAAAGGAUACCACAGCUUUAAAAAGUAUGCAAACUAAGUGAAUACUUUAAAUAUUUUUUACAGUAAUUUUGUAGUGCUAAACACAGGCAGCAUUAAACUAAAUUAUAAUGUGCUGGUUUCUUUAUAUACCGAAUUGCUCCUUCUGUCUGAAAUGAAGCAUUACUGUAUAUAAAAGUUUGUUUCCCUGAAGUCUAGUAAUUAAUUAAAGUAUUUUUGUCAUUAUACUCUUACAAUGGUGAGAUCUGACAGACCACAGCUUUCAAACAUGUAUGUAAAAUGUCACAUUGUCUCCUUUUGCCUCCAGAUUAGAUUUAAUAACCGUUUCCUUUGUUUUUACUGACUCUCAAUAAUUGUGUUUGGAUGGUAUGACUUUGGUCCUGCUUUUUUAAUAUUUAAAAAAAAAAGUCUACAGAAGUAAAACUACAGGAGACAACAAUGUGUAGCAAUCAGUGGCUGAUGCAAUGCACCAAUGUCGCGUUAGUCAACACGAGCAAACACACAAAAGAAUUACACUAAUACAUGCUGCCAUUAACAGGAUCACUGAUGAGUUGGUAAAUUGAAUAUGUGUAUUUGUAGUUAUUGUAAGUCAAACUUUGGUAGCUGCUCUGACCAUGUAUUUAAUUAUGUUGCUGGAGGCUUGAUGAUUAAGUGUGUUUUUAUUUUGAACAAUUGCAGUACUUGCAGGUUGUAUUCUGUGUAGUCUGAAUUGGCUUUCUGUAGUACAAUGAGUCUUAAAAGUCAUUUGUAAUUUAUUGAAUUACUUUCUAUGAAGUUCUAUAGAGCAAAUGGAAGUUUAAUUAUUUUUAUUAAACCUAUUCUUUGACUACC